AUGGCGGCAAUUGGAAGUCACUAUGCUAAAAUUGAACAUGUCCAGGUUCUUGUCGUGGCCAUGCAUGAGUUUCUGCGACGUGCUAUAAACAUGGUUUUGGAAACAGGCCAUAAUGCAAGUAUUGAGAGACUUGUUUUUACGCAAGUUAGAUUGCUAAGCUGCAUCGGAAUGAUGUACUGCGGAGCUCAGCAGUUGAUUGAGCGGGCCAAGGCCUCCAGGAUCGAUUUGGUUGCAUUCUGUGAGACAGAAUGGGUCAACUAUACAGAGCAAGAAGACCAAUUGCUGAGAAGCCAUACAGUCGACCAAGCAGCCUCCGACUGGAAGGCGUGGUGUUGUGCGGAGAGCCGCCGAAGAACUGGCUACACCAUAUGGCUGCUAGAUUGUAUGUGGUCAUUUCAAUUCCAGGUGCGCCCUCUUCUAUCUUUGGAAGAUGCCAGAGUUCCUGUACCAUGUCAAGAGGUUCUGUGGGAAGCAAGCACGGCUCUCGAUUGGCGACAGCUCUACAGCGUCUCAACAAAGAAUCCAUCAUUGCAUGAAGUCAUUCAGAUCUUAUAUAUUCCCGAUGGAGGAAUUCCGCUUGUGACUGCCUCGAUGUUCUCCACUGGCACGCAAACAGUGUCAUUGGUGCCGCAGGUGGGAUGGAACAUCCAACGGUCCUUCAUCUUCACCUUGCUCGAGUAG
Molecule: messenger RNA, 681 nt
Organism: Trichoderma breve
Lineage: Eukaryota; Fungi; Ascomycota; Sordariomycetes; Hypocreales; Hypocreaceae
Product: fungal specific transcription factor domain-containing protein
Exons: 5
Coding region: 1-681 (226 amino acids)
Biological process (GO): DNA-templated transcription
Molecular function (GO): zinc ion binding; DNA binding
Source: RefSeq, a predicted model, not a curated record